AUGCCCCCACGUUCACCACUUUGGAACCUCUUUACAACCGAUAAUCAGCCAUAUUCUGCAAAAGACACAGUACACAAGCGAAUAUGGUGCCAGGCCUGUCUUGAGGCAAAACUCACUGGUCUACUCGCAAAUCAGCGUGUUCUAGUCGCGAAUGGUGUUAUUAGGCCAGAGGAUAUGUUGAAAGAGGAUGUUUUACAACAAAAAGCAAAAGUCGAUGUCAAGCCCAUUAGUAGCAAAUCCGAACAUAUGCAACGACAUUUGAAGUCAUGUCAGGCAAUUCGACAGUCACCUGAGUGGACUGAAAAAACCCUGGAAGCUUUGCGCAGCUACGAAACCUGGCGUUCAAAGCGUACUCCUCUCGUUGAUAUCCCACUUUCCCAACCAAGUCUACAGCAUUUCAGUGGCACCGGCGUACCUUCAAAUCCGAUGUUUCAGGCAGUCAGCCCCUUCACACCGACAGCUUAUGUCUCCGAACCACCCAAUAGUCCUCUCACAAAACGAAGGAAGUCCAACACAGACCACAUUUCGACUGCUGACUCGCCACUCGGGGCGCUCUCUGUUUGGGACGCCGAACAACAAUCAGAGUUUGGUCAGGACCUGGUUCGGUUGUUUACAUCAUGCAACUGGUCAUGGAAUACGGCCAACGCACCACAGUUUUGGCUGUUCUUUGGGAAGUACUUACCACAAGCCCAGGUUCCAGACCUCUCUGGAAGAAUGCUUGACAGCGAGGCGGAAAGAGUUCAAGAGCAAACACGCAAAUCAAUUGAAGGUUCGCUGGCCACCUACCAGGCCGACGGUUAG
Marasmius oreades (fairy-ring Marasmius) is the source of this 801-nucleotide messenger RNA. RefSeq lists its product as uncharacterized. The record is from RefSeq and is a predicted model, not a curated record. The transcript has 2 exons. NCBI's taxonomy places the organism in Eukaryota, Fungi, Basidiomycota, Agaricomycetes, Agaricales, Marasmiaceae. The coding region runs from base 1 to 801 and encodes 266 amino acids.